GUCGAAUAUAGAAUUCCAAUUUAAAGAAGCUCGUCCCUCCUCUGAGUUAUCCCUUCAGAAUUGAAAGGAAAAUGGAUUUUGUUGAGGAGAUUCACUGUGUUGAAUCCGACGCCGAGACCUACGACUCGGACGAUACGCAAAAUGAUCCAGAUUUCGACAUGCUUGAAGAUACAAAAUUGCAGUUUUCUAACAUCUCCAUCAGUAAGAAAACCAAGCCCAGGGUAUGCAUUUCCAAUGAUAGUGAUGGAGAAGAGGCAGGCUCCAUUGAAAUCGAUGAGACAGAGCUUGAUGAGAAUGAUCAGAAGAGUUACGAGAAAGUUCAGAACAUGAUUCAAGCUGGCGAGGUUGAAAGGCUAAAAGUUGAUCAAUGCAAGAUCUAUUUAAGAAAGCACAAAUUAAGAUUGACUGGAAACAAAGCUACCCUUAUUCAACGUAUCAAGGAGCAUAUUGAUAUUGUGAAUGGAGGUGGGGAGAAGAAGUACCCUGUAUCUAGUUUUGUAUUGAACUGCAAAGGUGAUGCAUGUACGGGAGAUGUUGUCUUCUUUGAACAAAAUGUAUAUGAAAUGUUCAGCAUUGCAUCAAGGAGUGCUAAUGGUCCUCCAUGCGGCAAAAGGGUUGUAGCAGGAAGAAUUGUAAAAGAGAGCUAUGGAAUGGCCAAACAACAGCACACAUUCACUAUUGAAGUACUAUGGAGCAAAGGGGAGAAGCCGCUUCCUGCAUUGCAUCCCCUCCUCAUUAAGGGAAGAAACCUUUAUCGCUUAAAAACAAUGAGACAGAGAUGGGAAGAUGAAGGAAUAAGGCAGAAGAUUUUGUCAGAAAAACACACAAGAGGCUGUGUUGCUCGAGCGAAUAGGGAAGCACGCGUUGAAAAAAAGAAAAUGCGACAGGAGCUCAAGUUGAACAGGGUGAAGCAUGACAAGAAUGGUACCAUGUUAAAAAACAAGCAAGAGCAAACUCCUCUACAGAAUGAAGGGGAAAAUAAUUUGCCACAGCCUUUAUACAGAGGGCCGAGCACGUUAGGUGUUGCAAGUAUGCCAUCUCAACACGACAGGCUUCAUCGACCUUUGCCUUAUGCAAACGUGAUAAAUGGACAGUGUGGCUCUAAACAACCUUUGAAGGGGCAACACAAUCAAAGGCAACCUUUGAGUGAUGCUAAUUUGAACGCUAAUUUGAACUCUUUGGCAAACUAUGGCAGCAGUUACAAGCCAGGGAGAAUGUGGCAUGAAAAUAGAAUAAAUCAAAGUAACGAAGCGGGGGCAAACUACUUCCUGCCAGAUCCUCCCCCUCUUCACAGUUGGAACUUGGGUUAUGAUGGAAAUCCUUAUCCAGCUAGAGGAGGUCAGGCAAUGAAGCAACAGCCUUGUUGGCAUUAUGCUCAAGGAAGAUGUUACUAUGGACACAAUUGCAAGUACUUGCACUGAUAUGAUAAUGCACCCAUGAGAGAAUAUUAGAACCGCUUUUUUGUUGGGGUUUAUAAGGAGUCUUUGUUGAGGCCAGUAAAGAUUGAUGAUGAUGAGUAAAAGCUCUCUCUCUUGGGAACUUUUCUUUUUCUCUUGGCAUUUUUGAUGAUGAAUCUAAAGCUUGCGCAGCUUUAGAUUCAUGUUGUGACCUUUCUAGAAUGUAUAAACGUACCCGUAAUGCAUGAGGUACAACCGUACAAGGACACAAAAUCAGGUCUAUGUUUGAUGUUCCCUCCUAAGGUAAGGUAUACGGAGUAUUUUAUUAUGUAAUAACAAUAAUAAAAAUAAUAGUAAUUAUUAUCAUUAUUUAUGUAUA
This is a messenger RNA of Cuscuta europaea, 1776 nucleotides long. NCBI's taxonomy places the organism in Eukaryota, Viridiplantae, Streptophyta, Magnoliopsida, Solanales, Convolvulaceae. The record is from the annotation of a GenBank genome assembly.